GCCCUGCCACAGGCGCGGGGCUCGCACCAUGGCUCCGUGCGGGAGCAGCUGGCUGGCCAAUGAGGGGAGCAAGCACCUCUGUCUGCUUUUCUGGCUCUCCCUGAAUGUCUGGCUCUUCUGGAAAACCUUCCUGCUGUAUUACCAUGGGCCACAGUACUACUAUUUACAUCAGAUGCUAGGUCUAGGAUUGUGUAUUAGCAGAGCUUCAGCAUCUGUCCUCAACCUGAACUGCAGCCUGGUCCUUUUACCGAUGUGCCGUAUUCUCCUGGCCUUCCUCCGAGGAUCUCAGAAGGUUGCCAGCAGGAAAACAAGAAGGCUGUUGGAUAAAAGUAAAACUUUCCAUGUAACAUGUGGUGUUACUAUAUGUGUCUUUUCGGUCUUACAUGUUGCCGCGCACCUGGUGAAUGUUCUUAACUUCUCUGUGAACUAUACUGAAGAAUUUUUGGCACUAAAUGCAGCAAACUACCGCGGUGAGGACCCCAGGAGACUCCUUUUCACUACCGUUCCAGGACUGACUGGGGUCCUGAUGGUGUUAGUUUUAUUCCUAAUGUGCACAGCUUCUACAUAUGCUAUCAGGCUUUCGAACUACAAUAUCUUCUGGUACACACACAACCUUUUCUUUGUCUUCUGCGUGCUGCUGCUGGUGCAUGUUUCCGGAGGAGUGCUUAAAUACCAGACUAACCUAGAGGAACACCCUCCUGGCUGCUUUCAUCCUAACACAACUCUCCAAGAGGAUAUUCCAGUGCCACGGAUUUUUGAAGAGCCUUUUCCUGAAUACGCUCCUGAGCCUUUCCCAGCAGAACCAGAACCAUUUGUACAAAAUAACGUUGUGAGAAUUUGCACUGAGGAACCCAAGUUCCAGUCGCACUUCCCAGAGACUUGGCUUUGGAUUUCUGGACCUUUGUGCUUAUAUUGUGCAGAAAGGCUCUACCGCUAUAUUCGCAGUUAUAAACCAGUCACGAUAACUUCAGUGAUAAGCCAUCCCUCUAAUGUCCUUGAACUACGAAUGAGGAAAGAAAACUUUAAAGCAAGGCCUGGUCAGUACAUUAUUCUACACUGUCCAAGAGUGUCAGCAUUAGAAAGCCAUCCAUUUACGCUCACAAUGUGUCCGACAGAUACCAAAGCAACAUUUGGGGUCCAUCUUAAAAUAGUGGGAGACUGGACAGAAAGAUUUCGAGAUGUACUGCUUCUCCAUUCAAGUCAGGACACAGAGAUUCUACCCAACUUUCAGCAAAGGAAUUACCCCAAGCUAUACAUAGACGGUCCUUUUGGGAGUCCCUCUGAAGAAUCCUUGAAUUAUGAGGUUAGCCUCUGUGUGGCUGGAGGCAUUGGAGUAACUCCAUUCGCAUCAGUACUCAACACGCUGCUUGAUGACUGGCAAUGCUACAAGCUCAGAAGACUUUACUUUAUUUGGGUGUGCAGGGAAAUCCAGUCCUUUCGCUGGUUUGCAGAUUUGCUGUGUAUGCUGCAUAACAAGCUUUGGCAGGAAAACCGCCCAGACUACAUAAACAUCCAGCUGUACCUCAGUCAAACAGAUGGGAUACAGAAAAUAAUUGGUGAAAAAUAUCAGGUCCUGAACUCGAGGCUUUUCAUUGGACGACCUCGUUGGAAACUCCUUUUUGAUGAAAUAGCCAAGUGUAACAGACAGAAAACUGUUGGCGUUUUCUGUUGUGGACCAAAUGAAAUCUCCAAGGUACUCCACAAAUUGAGCAACAGCAGCAACUCCUAUGGGACAAGGUUCGAAUACAAUAAAGAAUCCUUCAGCUGAAAGUCUUGGGACUAACAGGACUCUAUGGAAGAAAGAAGUGCAAUUAUUUUUUGUAAGACUUAAGAGUCAGAGCUUUGUGCUAAGCAGAUACAAUGUACCAAAGAGUAGCAGGUUUUCUUAUUUAUGAUUAUUUAAAAUUCUGAAAUAAGGAGGACACAGCAAAGUACCAAGUCACAUCAAGUGUUUAUGCUCAAAGCCAAAAGGGCUCAGAGAAGAUUUGUUAUGAUGGUGGGGAUGAUUCAUUUAUCAGUGUGUAAAUUAAUUUAAAAAACGGAAACAAACGGUUGCUUGUAUGGCUGAUUCAAGAACAAUCCAUGGAACAUCUGAAAUGUCUCCACUUCAGCUUGCUAACCUCAGUCCUCUGAAAUUGGGAUUGGUUAAAUGAACACCAGAUUGAUCAGAAUUAAAAGUGCUCUGCAAGACCGACGGUGCUCUUUACUGGCACACAAAUGAAACGGCUUUGAAAUGGAGAAACUCCAGACAAAAAUAUUAGAUUUAAAUAUUACAGAUUGGGAUUCUGUAUGUAAAAUAUGAAAGUGUAUUCUCCCUAGCCUGCCUCCAUACUGAAUAGCUGUCUGGUAGGGAUAUAUAUGGAGGGCUCACCCCAGACUAUGGGAAAGUGAGUGCAACCUUAUGAAAUCUCUGGGCCAAAUCCUAUGAUGAUGUAAAUGACAGGUGGGGUGUAAACUGGCCCAUAGGGGUAACUGGUUUGAUACUGAGUGUGUUCGCAAAAAGCAUAUGAUUUAUGCACUUGGAGUUGGAUCAGGAAAAACAACUAGCAGGAGAAAGCAAGAUAGGGUAUUUCUGCUAUACCCCCAAGUCACCAUGAAAGUCACACUCACUUUGCGCACGCACACACUGGUGAAUGAGUUCAAGCUGGACUUUUUAGGUGCCUCUGCUGAUGAGUUUACAACUCACGUACUCCAGAGUGACUCAAAUUGAUUUUAGCCUCUCAACUGACUUCAGUGGAUUGAUGCUGAUUUACACUGAUAUAACUGAGAGGAGAAUUGGGGCCGAUGUGUCAUUUGCAUCACCAUUUAUAAUAUGGUAGGAAUUAGCCUUAAUUGCUGUGACCCUUUGCUUUGUGUGUGCUGAUGGAAGCCUUGCCCAGUCUACAGAAUGUUGUUGUUGUUGUUCUUUCUUUUCCCAGAGCUUCAGAACAUGAGCUCUCUCUCCUACCAUCCAUUUCCCAAUCUGUACAUAAUAAGCGGGAGAAAUCGGAACCCACUGAUUCUGAGGAGCAACAUUUCCCCUAUCCCAUUGCCUUGGCCUCCUUUAUUUCUUCUUUAAUCCCCCAGUUCUGUUUCCUCAUGUUCAAGUUCUGCUCUAAGGAUAAUAGGGGACUAAAGACGUACACAAUCGGGAUCAGUAUAGUUCCAUUGAUUUUAAUAGAAUGUCAUUGAUUUUGAGCGGAUCUGGCCCUUAAUCUUCCCCCAGACCUCAGGAGCAUCACCUCUAGAAUGCUUGUGGCAUACACUGAAACAGGAGGGUCUCAGCCCCACUCAGAACUGUGGCUCUCCCAUAUGUUAGCACUUUGCACUUUGAUUUAGUUUAUGGC
This is a messenger RNA of Malaclemys terrapin pileata, 3326 nucleotides long. It is a transcript of the gene NOX4, whose product is annotated as NADPH oxidase 4. The coding region runs from base 29 to 1768 and encodes 579 amino acids. Gene Ontology annotation, biological process: defense response; superoxide anion generation. The record is from RefSeq and is a predicted model, not a curated record. Gene Ontology annotation, molecular function: superoxide-generating NAD(P)H oxidase activity. Gene Ontology annotation, cellular component: NADPH oxidase complex; plasma membrane. The transcript has 18 exons. Lineage: Eukaryota; Metazoa; Chordata; Testudines; Emydidae.